Messenger RNA from Coregonus sp. 'balchen', 3298 nucleotides. The record is from the annotation of a GenBank genome assembly. NCBI's taxonomy places the organism in Eukaryota, Metazoa, Chordata, Actinopteri, Salmoniformes, Salmonidae.
GCCACUGUAGCGCGAGACCAGCUACAGAAUAGUCUAAAUACCAGGACCACAGAGAGAGACCAGCUACAGAAUAGUCUAAAUACCAGGACCACAGAGAGAGACCAGCUACAGAAUAGUCUAAAUACCAGGACCACAGAGAGAGACCAGCUACAGAAUAUUCUAAAUACCAGGACCACAGAGAGAGACCAGCUACAGAAUAGUCUAAAUACCAGGACCACUGAGAGAGACCAGUUAAAAACCAGGCUUAGGUCCUAUGGUGAGUGCAGUCUUUUAUUUUCUUAAUUUACAAGUAUCAUUUUAUUUCAUACUUAGAAGAGAUGUAAUUUAUUUGUAGACUUUGAAAUGCCUGCUGUUCUAUUUCAUUUAUUUCAGAGAAACCCUGUCUGAAUGAAUGGUGGAAGUUUGGCACCAGCUGUUAUUAUGUCUCCUCCACGAGGGACUCUGCCGGGGACGGUCAGCAGCAGUGCAGAGCAAUGGGUGGAGAGUUGGUUGUUAUCAACAGCAGAGAAGAACAGGUAAUAGAGAAUACAUUAGUAAUGCUAUAAUACUACUGUUUCUUUAGUAUUAUUAUAAUUAUUAAUCAUUAUCUACAUCUCUGAUUAGUAUUCAAUGUGUAAAUAAUUGUAUCACCAAUGUUCAUGUCACUGUCAAUUUAUAGAAUAUACUUCCUGUCAGCAAAGCAAGUUUGCAUGAGAGUAUAUACAGUGGGGAGAACAAGUAUUUGAUACACUGCUGAUUUUGCAGGUUUACCUACUUACAAAGCAUGUAAAGGUCUGUAAUUUUUAUCAUAGGUACACUUCAACGGUGAGAGACGGAAUCUAAAACAAAAAUCCAGAAAAUCACAUUGUAUGAUUUUUAAGUAAUUAAUUUGCAUUUUAUUGCAUGACAUAAGUAUUUGAUCACCUACCAACCAGUAAGAAUUCCGGCUCUCACAGACCUGUUAGUUUUUCUUUAAGAAGCCCUCCUGUUCUCCACUCAUUACCUGUAUUAACUGCACCUGUUUGAACUCGUUACCUGUAUAAAAGACACCUGUCCACACACUCAAUCAAACAGACUCCAACCUAUCCACAAUGGCCAAGACCAGAGAGAUGUGUAAGGACAUCAGGGAUAAAAUUGUAGACCUGCACUAGGCUGGGAUGGGCUACAGGACAAUAGGCAAGCAGCUUGGUGAGAAGGCAACAACUGUUGCCACAAUUAUUAGAAAAUGGAAGAAGUUCAAGAUGACGGUCAAUCACCCUCGGUCUGGGGCUCCAUGAAAGAUCUCACCUCGUGGGGCAUCAAUGAUCAUGAAGAAGGUGAGGGAUCAGCCCAGAACUACACGGCAGGACCUGGUCAAUGACCUGAAGAGAGCUGAGACAACAGUCUCAAAGAAAACCAUUAGUAACACACUACGCCGUCAUGGAUUAAAAUCCUGCAGCGCACGCAAGGUCCCCCUGCUCAAGCCAGCGCAUGUCCAGGCCCGUCUGAAGUUUGCCAAUGACCAUCUGGAUGAUCCAGAGGAGGAAUGGGAGAAGGUCAUGUGGUCUGAUGAGACAAAAAUAGAGCUUUUUGGUCUAAACUCCACUCGCAGUGUUUGGAGGAAGAAGAAGGAUGAGUACAACCCCAAGAACACCAUCCCAACCGUGAAUCAUGGAGGUGGAAACAUCAUUCUUUGGGGAUGCUUUUCUGCAAAGGGGACAGGACGACUGCACCGUAUUGAGGGGAGGAUGGAUGGGGCCAUGUAUCGCGAGAUCUUGGCCAACAACCUCCUUCCCUCAGUAAGAGCAUUGAAGAUGGGUCGUGGCUGGGUCUUCCAGCAUGACAACGACCCGAAACACACAGCCAGGGCAACUAAGGAGUGGCUCCGUAAGAAGCAUCUCAAGGUCCUGGAGUGGCCUAGCCAGUCUCCAGACCUGAACCCAAUAGACAAUAUUUUCUGGAUUUUUGUUUUAGAUUCCGUCUCUCACAGUUGAAGUGUACCUAUGAUAAAAAUUACAGACCUCUACAUGCUUUGUAAGUAGGAAAACCUGCAAAAUCGGCAGUGUAUCAAAUACUUGUUCUCCCCACUGUAUAUACCUAUACUAUAGUAUAGCAGCUGAGGCUGCAACCUGAUCUCAUAGUUUCACUUCGACAUUCAACGUAAUCUGGAUCAAAGUCUAUUUUUGACGCAUUCAUUCCAUGUGGUUACAGGGUUAAUUCUGUGAGGUUACAGGGUUAAAACAGAAACAACUCAAAGGGUUAUGGUUAGGGGUUAAGGUUAGGGCAAUUGGUUGGGGAAGGCUUCAAACAAAAAUGAUUAAAAACAAUGCUCUGUUUCCAUCAAGUACUCUCCCUCUUGCCUGAGCAUUGUGAACUGCCGUGGCGCAGUCGUCAGUGCAGAUUGGUCUGUGUGGUGUGAGCACGCUUCCCCUCCAAGCUUCCUGAGUUUGCACCAGUGCUCGGCAACAUUUUUGUAUUUCUUUGUGAGCGCUGAGGAAGGCAUAUAUCAAAGUACUCAGGACCUUUUCAAACAUCCUAAAUCCCCUUGUAUUUCUAUUGACCAGGCUCAGUACAUUAUACUAAUACUACUACUAUUAGACUACUACUACUAUUAUUAUUUAUAAAAAUGUAAAAGUGUUCCUCUGCUGUGGAGAUUAAAUAAUGGCCAUUGUUUUUCUUCCAAAAUGAUAUUAUAGAUAUUUAUCCAUGGAUUAAAGAAGAAUGUCUGGAUUGGUGCAACUAAAAACAACGGAAUCUGGGAGUGGGUUGAAGACACAGCAUUUAAACCUACGUAAGUGAACAGGUUCUGGAGGACUUUUUUUCUGUUGUAAUAAAUUACUUUUUACAGUCCGAUAAUCUUGUCCUCAGCCAGAUGUCUCUCUCACUCUCUGUCGAAUGGUAGCAAUUGAGCCUGGAGACUAGGUUAACCGACUGAUUCUCUAUUUUCUAUUGGAUUAUAUUAAACUCUGAUUCUCUGUGUUGUUUAUAGCUAUUGGAUGGAAGGGGAACCAAGUAACUUAAAUGACGAGGUGGCUUGUAUUGAGAUCUCACAGACGGCAUCAGACCCAUUGAAGAGUUGGAAGGUUGUAAAAUGUACUUCAAAUUACUGGGUGUGUGAAAAACCGUUCACACCGUAGUCUAAUUAUAAUAACUAAUGUAAGCCCCUAUCUUAUGGAGUUGCACUGGUUUUCCCUUUUGUUAGGCCUAACGUGUUUCUAUGUGUAUCUACAUUGAAAUAUGUAUUUGAUGUCUUUAAAGAGACCAGGGCUAUGUGGAGUUUGUCCACCGUUCAUCAGGCCCAGGGGAGUGGAACUGUGGUCUAGUAGGCUCUAACUGUGGU